Acytostelium subglobosum LB1 is the source of this 1035-nucleotide messenger RNA. RefSeq lists its product as hypothetical. The record is from RefSeq and is a predicted model, not a curated record. Gene Ontology annotation, molecular function: transferase activity, transferring alkyl or aryl (other than methyl) groups. The coding region runs from base 1 to 1035 and encodes 344 amino acids. NCBI's taxonomy places the organism in Eukaryota, Evosea, Eumycetozoa, Acytosteliales, Acytosteliaceae. Gene Ontology annotation, cellular component: membrane. The transcript is spliced from 2 exons.
AUGUGUAUAACUACAUCAAAGAGAGCAAAUGAUAAAUUGGUAGAUGUACCAAAGAAGGAGUCUGGUUUGGGUCCAAUGGAGCCUUUGAGAUUGUUAUGGAAGUUUGCCAGACCACAUACUAUCAUCCAUUCAUUCCUCACACCAUGGACCAUGGCUGCCGUUGCUGCCGGUGGUUACUCCGCCCUCGCCACAGCCACCACUAGCACUCCAGCCUUUGCUGGUGCCAUCACACUCCUCUGGCUUGCCUACACAAUGGCCAACCUCUAUAUUGUUGGUCUCAAUCAAAUAUAUGAUGUAGAAGUAGACAGGAUCAACAAACCAAAUUUACCUAUUGCAUCUGGUGAAUUAUCAGAGUCUAGUGCUUGGAAGAUUGUGUUGGCUGCUUUGACUGCUUCUGUCGGUCUGUUGAGCGCUGCCACAUCUGAUGUGCUUAUCUGUGUCCCAUUCGCCACUUUGUUGGCCAUUGGCACUUGGUACUCACUCAAGCUUGGAAAGACUGCUGGUGGUUCAACUGGCCUCCGUCUCAAGGACAAGGCACUGACUGCCGCCCUCUCCAUCAUUGUGUGCCGUGGAAUGAUCCUUCCAUUCACCACUCUUACUCACGCUUUCACCCACGCCUCGGGCAACGUCUCAGCCGUCGUCAUGGCACCAAUCAUGACCUUGACUGCCAUGCGUGCACUUGUCAUCGCCGUCAUGAAGGACAUCCCAGAUAUGGCUGGCGACAAGGCCGCUGGAGAGAACUCCACUUUGGCUAUCAGCUUGGGAGCACCAAGAGUGUUCCGCUGGUGCAUUAACCUCAUGUGUCUCCCAUCUCUGUUGGCUUUGAUCGCCGUCGGACUCAACAUCUCGGGCUUCACCACCACCUGGAACGCUCACAUUGUGAUCCUGUAUCACGUGUGCGCACUCCUCUACAUUCGCUGGCAAGAGUCGGCCGUCGAUGCCAACCAGCCAUCCCAAGUCACCCGUUUCUACACCAAGACCUUGUGGAUCAUGUUCUACGUCGAGAUGCUCCUCUUCCCCGCUAUGCUCAACUAA